AUGCCGUCGGUUUCGAAAGCGGCGGCGGCGGCGGUGGCGCUGAGCGGAUCCCCUCCCCAGACGGAGAAACCGACUCAUUACAGGUAUCUAAAGGAAUUUAGGACAGAACAGUGCCCCCUGUUUUUGCAGCACAAGUGUACACAACACAGACCAUUUACCUGUUUUCAUUGGCAUUUCCUAAAUCAGCGUCGCCGUAGACCCAUCCGAAGGCGUGAUGGAACUUUUAAUUAUAGUCCUGAUGUAUAUUGUACAAAAUAUGAUGAGACUACAGGAAUUUGUCCGGAUGGUGAUGAAUGUCCUUAUUUACAUCGGACCACUGGGGACACUGAAAGAAAGUAUCAUCUCAGAUAUUACAAGACUGGUACAUGUAUACAUGAAACAGAUGCUCGUGGCCAUUGUGUGAAGAAUGGACUCCAUUGUGCCUUUGCUCAUGGCCCUCUUGAUCUUAGACCACCAGUAUAUGAUAUAAGGGAACUUCAGGCACAAGAAGCCUUACAAAAUGGCCAGCUGGGCAGUGGCGACAGCAUUCCUGAUUUACAACCUGGAGUCUUAGCUAGCCAGGCAAUGAUAGAAAAAAUCCUUGGGGAAGAUCCCAGGUGGCAAGAUACCAAUUUUGUCUUAGGUGGCUACAAGACUGAACAGUGUCCAAAGCCACCUCGUCUCUGUCGUCAGGGCUACGCUUGUCCACAUUAUCACAAUAGUAGAGAUCGAAGACGAAAUCCCAGGAAAUUUAAGUACAGGUCCACUCCAUGCCCCAGUGUAAAACAUGGAGAUGAAUGGGGGGAACCUUCAAAAUGUGAAAGUGGGGAUAACUGUCAGUAUUGUCAUUCUCGUACUGAACAACAAUUUCACCCUGAGAUUUAUAAAUCUACAAAGUGCAAUGAUAUGCGACAAACUGGGUACUGCCCUCGGGGUCCAUUUUGUGCUUUUGCACAUGUUGAAAAGGAUACCAUGAAUGUAGUUAUGAUACAAAACAGUGGUCAGUCAAAGCCUGGUGCUCACAUGUUCUCAGCAGAGAGUAUAGGAAUCACAAAUGACUGGAACUGCCAUGAUCCAAAUGCCACAAACAACAUUACAAGUAAUAAUGGGCAGCCUGGAAAUAUCUCCUGUUCCAAUAGUCCAACAGUAACAUCAAGCUCUGGUAGCAGUAGUUCCUUGUCUCCUAUUGGACCCCUUUGUAGGCAAAGAUCAUUAGCAAAUGGUGGUUUAUGUUCAGAAUCUACCACAUCAGGCGUUUCUUCACCAACUUCUAGCUAUCCAAAAGCACCAGGUUUUGAACGAGAGGAUCAGGCGAAACAGAGAAAUUUGCCUACUGAAAAUAACCAGAAAAUAAGUGAACAAGACAAUAAACAGAACCACCUCAGUGUGUUUGCAGUGGUUAACCCACUUGCUUCAAGUAUAACCUCCAGUAUAACUUCUAGUCUGGCUUCCAGUAUUGGAUCAGGUAGUUCAUCCCCUACAACUCUAUCAGCUAUCAAUGCCAAAGCUCUCCCGUUCUACCCUCCGAGUAAUACAGUUGAAUCAGUAAUAGGUUCUGCUUUAGAUCUACAUUUUAGUGAUAUAAAUGUUGCAUCCCUAGAUAAAGAACUAGAAGAUCAAGAAACCAGUGACCUUGGAUUAACAAGUCAAAGGUUACUGGGAAGUUCAGCUCCUGUCAAUAUUCCAGGUUCUCUUCCUCGUUCACCAUCUUUGCAUUCAUCAUCAUCUCUCUCAACCUCCCCACUCAGUUCCUUAUCUCAGUCAUUAUCUCAGCCUCUUAUUCCAUCCACUAUGACUCCUCACCAACAGCAGCCUCAGCAUUUGAAAUCAGAACAUGUUUUAGGCACUUCAGCCUCUUCCCAUAAUUCUUUAGGUUUAAAUGGUGUCAAUGGCAGCAUCUGGGAUUUUGUAACUGGGAGUUUCUCUCCUAGUCCUUCCCCUAUUUUGAGCACUGGAACUGGCCCUUCAGCAAACUCAAGUGCUCAUGGCAGCGAAUUAGCUCGAGUCAGGCGGGAACUUGAUGAGGCCAAGAGAAAAAUCAAACAGUGGGAAGAUUCUUGGCAACAAGUAAAACAGGCUUGUGAUGCAUGGCAGAGAGAGGCCCAUGAAGCAAAGGAACGUGCUAAAGUAGCAGAUACUGACAAACAGCUAGCAUUACAGAAGAAGGAAGAAGUUGAAAAUAAAUUUAAACGGCUACAGGAAGAGUUUGAAAGGCUUGGUUUAUCCUCUAAAUUUCCUGUUCUGAGAAGCUAUGGAGACAUAGAAACCAUCCCUUUACCAAAGCUGCAUUCAUUACAAAGUCAGCUACGUUUAGAUUUAGAAACUGUGGAUGGGGUAAUCUUUCAACUUCAUUCAAAAAAAUGUGUCGUGUGCCAUGAACAUGAUCGUAGCAUCGUCCUGCAGCCUUGUCAGCAUUAUGUCCUCUGUGAGCACUGUGUAUCUAGUCAGCCUGAAUGUCCUUACUGCAAGGCCCAGCCGAUCAAGUGGUGACCCCCGGCCCUGGUACUCAUGACUGUAGCUCUGUAUGAAAUGACAUCUGCUAUAUCAUGGUAACUAAUUAAGGACACUAUUUUAUGUUCCUAGUAUUUUAUAUAAAGACAGAUGUAGUAGUUCAUUUAUUAGUGACAGACUGAUGAUCACAAUCUGGACCUCUGAGGAGAUAGAAAAUGGUAGGUUUUUUUUUUUAAUGACUAUUAUGUGACUGCCUUUACAUAUUGACUUUUUUGUUUUUUUUUACCAACCAUGUCCUGAUGUUUCAUGGCUACUUUGAUCUUCAGAACCCUUAAAAAUACACAGAACCAAUUCAUCUGCUCAGUCCAUUCUGAGUUAAGCAUAGACACGGUGUCUAUUCCGAAUGUUGUUCAGUGGGGAAUGGAAGUAUCUCUGUUACGUGAUAGCCAACCUCAUUGAAAAAUGUCCCUCGGAGCAUUCUAAUCCAUGACCUGUUGGUGUGUGUGUGUUAUAAAUCAUGCCAGUAUUUUGGAAUCAGUCUAACACUACUGUUUACUAGGUUAUUAGAAGAAGUUUGAUUCUUGUGAAAGCACUUUGUUAACCAGGGGGUUUAGUUAGAGGUUAUGAUGUUGUUUUAAAUUGCUUUAAGCUGCUUUCUAGGUUUCAUGUUUUUUUAAUAUACGAUAAUAUGAAGCUUUAUAUGUGUACUGUGAACUUAAAAUAUUUCAUAUCAGUUUAUUAUUGUUAAAUCAUAGUAUGGUAAAUAUAUUGUUAGAUUUCAUAUUCUGAAAUUAGUACUUAUUAAAUGAACAUUUAUCUAGUAGUGAAAAACUUGCCUAGGAUUUUUACAGUUUUCAAAUUAAGUGCAAACAGAUAGUAUUUAUAAGCAAAGAGAGUGAUUAUUGAAAGGCACAUAUACUUAAGCAUUUAGAUAGGUUUUUAAUUUUAUGAAAGGAACUAAUUUUCCUAAACAUGUGCAUUUGCACAUAUUCUAAUUGGAGUUUUGUAAUCCUGAUGAAAUGAUUUUAAGAGAGAUCUAUCAUGCAUUUAUAUGAUCCAUGGCCACUUUUUCCAAGUGCCUAUAUACCUUGCAAAAGAAUUGAAGGAAACAGCUUAUAUUUUUGUUUUGUUCUUUUAUCCCUUAAAAAUGUGCAAGACAAUUUGAUACUAACAAAAAUCCUUACCUUUCUGUAAUGAUAGCAACUCAAUAUAAUAUCUUGUAAGGGAUGUGACACUAGAAUUUUUAAAAUUAAAUUAAACUACACAGCUAUGUUCUGGUGAUCAAACUAUUUAGGUCUUUAAUCAGGCAAUGGUGCUUUGUAAUUUUUUUAGAGAUGUUGAUAGUCAUUCAUAUU
This is a messenger RNA of Vombatus ursinus (common wombat), 3785 nucleotides long. It is a transcript of the gene UNKL, whose product is annotated as unk like zinc finger. The record is from RefSeq and is a predicted model, not a curated record. Bases 1 to 2469 code for a protein of 822 amino acids. Lineage: Eukaryota; Metazoa; Chordata; Mammalia; Diprotodontia; Vombatidae. Gene Ontology annotation, molecular function: metal ion binding. The transcript is spliced from 16 exons.